This is a messenger RNA of Ceratitis capitata (Mediterranean fruit fly), 2596 nucleotides long. Its product is annotated as otopetrin-2. Bases 151 to 2589 code for a protein of 812 amino acids. Gene Ontology annotation, cellular component: membrane. Gene Ontology annotation, molecular function: proton channel activity. The record is from RefSeq and is a predicted model, not a curated record. Gene Ontology annotation, biological process: proton transmembrane transport. The transcript has 7 exons. Lineage: Eukaryota; Metazoa; Arthropoda; Insecta; Diptera; Tephritidae.
AUGAGUGAGCUGCUUAAGCUUUCGCCGUUUCAAACUGUCUUUAGAGAGUUGUGUGAAAAAAUGUGUUUCGAUACGUUUAUGAAAGUUUACAGCAUCAGUGGCAGUGUUUUAACCACUUAAACUCAGUUCAUUUUAGGCAUUCGUGGGAUCAUGUCAAUGAGCGAUCCUUAUCGGCCGCGUCGAUCCUCUCUCAGUAGUUGUACCAGUAGCGCUUCGGUAGUUCUUGCGCCGUUUCGUUUGUGGAAACAGAAACAACGUGUUCACUACCACAAUGAUAUACCAGGAGAUGUGCAUAACAAAAAUCAAGCGGCUAACAAUACCGAUUAUUUUUACAAAACCAUCGAGAUAAAGCCAAGAUCUGCCUCUACGCCAGUUGCCUUAUCUACACCCUCCUACAAUCAGUCUACACAAUCGAAACGACUCGCACGUACACCCUGCGAUCAGUGCGGUUACCAUAACGUGCCCAUUAUGGCACAUCCCAUCUCGCCACUAGUACGUUCACAAACGAAUUUGGAGCUGGUCAGCACGGGUAAUGCGCGGCAGGCUUUGUUGCCGACCAUUGAGUUGCCGAAAAUCGAGAUAGAGAAAAAUGGUAAACAUGAAAAGCAAGAGAAGUAUUCGAAUGGAGCGUUGCAGAGCAACAAUGCGAGCUUACAAACACUACAAGUAUCACGGCGACCAUCCCUGCUGCUACAGGAUAUAUUGACGCAACGGCCAUCAGCGUUGUUUCACGGCAAGAAGGAGACUAACGGACAUGCGUCGAAAAGUCCUUACGGUCGAUCUCUCGCGGAUACCGCCGCCACAUCUAUGGUCACUAUCAAUGCACAUGGUGAUCCCGAAGACCGUCAUUAUGCCGCAAAACAGUCACAAGUCCGAAAUCGUCGUAAGGGCAAUGACGCCUUGAGCUCGGCUCUCUCUGCAUUUUAUUGUAAAAUUCUAGUCUUAAUGGGCGUCUGUUUGCCCAUCACAGAAGUGAUAUCUCAUCAGAUACCAAAUUAUGUUUAUCAAGGAUUCUAUGUAUAUUUGUAUAUGGGCAGUAUACUCUUUGUUGCUUUCCUAUAUGCGACAACACUGCGAAAUCGUACGCUCUUCAAUGCGUUGAAAAACUUUCAUGAGGAAAACCACAACGUUCACUUAAAACACAAAGUUACACAUUUCGGCAGUUUCUACCUGCGUGUCGGCGCCAUUGCCUUUGCAAUCGGUACAAUGGUUUAUUCGGGCUUAGAGUUCGGCCAGUAUUUCGAAUUGAACGGCAAGUCUGGUUGUGGCGAUGUCUUCAUUGCAAUCACACCGAUUUGUCGUAUGAUACUCGCAAUUGUCCAAAUACAAUUUAUAUUCCUCAACACGACAUAUAUGGAUAUGGCUAGACAUAAGGUGAUCUGCCGUUUCGGUUUGAUGCAUAUGGUGGGAACAAACCUGUGCGAGUGGUUGUAUGUAUUGGUAGAAGAAACGAAACACGAAAUCUAUCACAUUGGUCAUCACGAAAAGGACGAAACUACGGAGCCGAUAUUUUCUGCUGCCACUUCACAUGGUAGUAGUAGUGAUUGGAGUGUUGACAAUAUAUCAGUGCAGCAUGUGCAUCGCAGUGUGGACAGCAUGAAUAACACUAUUUCGACUACAAUACAAAAUAUAGUGACGAAUAUGACGAUAGCAGCCGCUGGCAAUGCGUCCGAACAUAUGACUGUGGGUUGUACACGCACCAAUAUUAUGGGCGCUUUGGUGCAAGAGGUAGCGCCAUUCCUAUUCCCUUGUACAAUCGAAUAUUCGCUCAUUUGUGCUGUGAUUCUCUAUGAAAUGUGGAAGACUGUACGUUCCAUAACGGAUAUUGAUCGUUCCAGAAAGAGCUCCAUCAAACCGUCACAUCACAAGCAAGCAAAUCAUUUCUCAGUCGAUUGUUCACAGUCGCAUAAGGGUCUUUUCUUUGGCAUACUUAUGAUUGUAAUGACGAUUAUAUCGAUGAUCAUGUACUUUGUACUGUAUACACAACCUGGUUAUGAAAUGAUAGCUACGCAAGAGGUCACCAUUUGGGAAAUCAUUACAUACUUCAUUUGUACGGCUGCUAUAAUUUCCGGUCUUAUACUGAUACGCGAUCUCAAAUAUGUGCAAAACUCCAGCGAUGACCACCAUUCAAUGGAACUGGAUAAUCAUUUACUGAUUGUGGCGCAAACGGGCGUUUAUCUCUAUGGCAUGUUCAGUAUUUUAGGCAGCUACUUCUCCAAAUGGGACACGGUGCCGGAUCGUAUAGAAGGCAUUGUUGCUGAAAUUCUCGGUUUGGCGGAAACCUCGUUGCAGACCAUGUUUAUCUUGCACGCCAGUCAUCGCCGUUGUAAAGGUGCAAAACAGGCACGCCGUAAACCAGGUCGAGAGAUCGUUACAUUUUUACUAAUAGUAAAUAUUGCCAUUUGGUUCAUCAACACACUGAUUAAGGGUCGUGCCGUUUUUCGUGAAACGAAUCUCGUAUUCUUUGGUGUAUGGGGUUGGACUAUUAUCACACAUAUCUCUAUGCCGUUGGCUAUAUUUUAUCGUUUUCAUUCGACAAUAUGUCUUUUCGAAGUUUGGAAAAUCACUUACAAAGCCAAGGCCCAUUGAAAAAAAA